ACUUCGUCCCAGACCGACACUGUGUCAAUCACAACAAACAACACAAAGAUCAUCGAAAAACUGAAAGUGGAAAUAAAGUGAGCUGAAGUGAGCCAUGUAUGACUGCUGUCCUGUGUGUCUGGGCAGGCUUCGUCGGCAGGUGAAGACGCCAUGCAAGCACACAUUCUGCAAGAACUGUCUAUGCAAUGUCUACAAACACAGCCCCGCCAAAGCCUGUCCCCUCUGCCGGGCCCCAUUGGAGUACUACAUCAGCAAGAGGAACAGCACAAUCAAACUGGUCUUCUUUUCAUAGAGUCCAUCGUUAAAUUUAAAUGUUAAUGGAUGUUGCUUUUCUGUUACUUGUUUAAAUUAUUUCAAUUUGUUUAAUUUUAUAUAUAAAUUUAAAUCAAAAGUAGCACAUUGGACACCAGGAUUCCGAAAAUCAAUAGCUUAGCUUAUGCAAUGUAAUGUUGCCCGCAGACAGUGAAAUUAUGAUUAAAUCGCUUGACUGGGAGCUUCGGGGUCUUCAUUCAGCCAAGUACAACAAUCGAAUGGAGAAAAG
This is a messenger RNA of Drosophila mauritiana, 541 nucleotides long. RefSeq names its product E3 ubiquitin-protein ligase TRIM68. The record is from RefSeq and is a predicted model, not a curated record. The transcript is spliced from 3 exons. Gene Ontology annotation, molecular function: metal ion binding. The coding region runs from base 95 to 292 and encodes 65 amino acids. NCBI's taxonomy places the organism in Eukaryota, Metazoa, Arthropoda, Insecta, Diptera, Drosophilidae.